UUGUUGUAAACUCGCAAGAUGCAGAUGAUGCAUUUGCGCAUGGCUCCAAUAGUUGGAGCAUGCAAAGGAUCGACUCCUACAUAAUAUUGUCGCCAGGACAACGCGAAGCGUUGUUAAGUCGAUGAGGUCCACGUGGCACCUUAGGCACCUCUACACCAUGUCCGACCCGCUAGCACCUACCGUGGAAGACAAGUUGAACGAUCUGAAUAAGAAAAUUGCAGAGAUCAAAAAGAAGAUUCAGCUAUCAGAGGGUCAAAGAAAAGCGAAUUUCGAAGAGUACGAAGCUACGAGACAUGAACAAGCGGAGAAAAUCGCAGCUCUCAAGCAAAGCGUCAAGGAGUUGUACAUGGAAUACGCGAAAACGAAAAACAACGAGGGAAAACCUGAGAACAGAAUUCACAUGAGUCGCGAGUCCUCGGCUUCUGGGAAAAGACGUAAUUUAAGCGAGACAAUUGCUAAAGCGCAGGAGGACAAUGUACGCUUAAGAAAGAAGCACGAUCUAAUUAAGUAUCAGCGCGAGAAGCGACAGCAGAAAUUAAGAUCGCUGCUGGAAGAAUAUAGCCAAUUAGUGAAUAAUAAAGCGCAGAAAGUGUUCAAGAAGAAGAUGGAAAUCCCGAUGAGAAAUAAAAUCGUGAAGCUAGAGGUACGCCUGGAACACAUCAGAAUGAUGCAAAUCAAAGCAAACUUAACACGGAUGAAGUAUCGAUCCACGCGUGCGGAUUUGAAAGAAAAGUCUGUGCUUUACGCGUCUUCCUUGAAGAGCCUGGAGGAUGAAAUAAGGGAGCAAGAGAACGAAAUAAAACGUCUCCAGGCAAGGCACGAAGUUUAUCGUCAAACUUUACUUUUAAACGAGUCUAGUGGAACAGAGCAAAAAUAAUAUGCUUCUGUGCAGAGAGCGAGGGAAGAAGCUAUUCAGUUGAGAAAUAACUCUCAAGAAACACUGAUCAAAGAAGAAAUCGAAGUCACGAACUGCAGCAAAGAGCGAAACGCUGUGCUCGAGGACUACAGGUUCGAAUCAACGAUUGUCUUUUAUUUGCUAAUUGUAGUAUUAGCAAUACGUUUAUUUUUACUUACGUACAUUGUUGGCUCUGAAAGUAGGGUCGAAGCCAAUGUUUCCGAUUUUGCAGCAUUUUUCAUUACUCCAGAAAUGAAGCAUCAAAAUGGGAUCUCUCAA
This is a messenger RNA of Hylaeus volcanicus, 1174 nucleotides long. RefSeq lists its product as uncharacterized. Lineage: Eukaryota; Metazoa; Arthropoda; Insecta; Hymenoptera; Colletidae. The transcript has 5 exons. The coding region runs from base 122 to 877 and encodes 251 amino acids. The record is from RefSeq and is a predicted model, not a curated record. Gene Ontology annotation, cellular component: cilium. Gene Ontology annotation, biological process: outer dynein arm assembly; cilium movement.